AUGUCUGGACCUUGCCGGUUGGACGACAGACAACCGCACCUGAGACCUACCGGUCAGUCUGCUAUUCUACGGACCUACAAACCCCGAACACCUGGUGUGCGACAUUUGAAGCGGCCAAUCAACGACCAUCUCUGGAAGGGACGUCCUUUUCUGCCAUUGACUUUCCCCAAGAAGGGUCAGUCCAAGGGUGGACGAAAUGUGUCUGGAAGAAUUACUGUACGACAUCGUGGUGGCGGUGCCAAGAGGAGAAUAAGAACGGUCGACUUCAUCCGGAACCGGCCAGGACCUCACUUGGUGGAGCGCAUCGAGUAUGACCCUGGACGAAGUGCGCACAUUGCUCUUGUGACUGAGCAAGCCACCAAACGCUACACUUAUAUCCUCGCCGCCGAAGGUCUCCGAUCUGGAGACAUUGUUCACAGCUACCGUGCCGGUAUCCCUCAGGACCUCCUCGACAGCAUGGGUGGUAUUAUCGAUCCCGGUAUUCUCGCUGCCAAGACAGCCUUCCGUGGCAACUGUCUCCCCAUGCACAUGAUUCCAGUUGGUACCACAGUCUUUGCCGUUGGCUCAGCCGCCAAGCGGGGCGCUGUCUUCUGCCGCAGUGCUGGAACAUCGGCCGUCGUUGUCAACAAGAACGAAGAGACAAAGGAUGAUGGAACCAGGGUCAUGACUGGCAAGUACGUCGAGGUCCGACUCCAGAGUGGCGAAGUGCGCCGGGUCAGCAAGGAUGCCUGUGCGACCAUUGGUGUUGCCAGCAACAUCCACCACCACUACCGACAGCUGGGUAAGGCUGGACGAAGCCGAUGGCUGAACAUCCGCCCCACGGUUCGUGGUGUUGCCAUGAAUAAAGUCGACCAUCCUCACGGAGGUGGUCGAGGUAAGUCCAAGGGUAACCGUCAUCCCGUCAGCCCUUGGGGUGUACCGACCAAGAGUGGUUACAAGACUAGACGCAAGCACAACAUCAACAAGUGGGUUGUGGUACCUCGACCUCGAAACCACGGCAAGCGACGCGACAAGGCCAACUGA
Molecule: messenger RNA, 1023 nt
Organism: Fusarium vanettenii 77-13-4
Lineage: Eukaryota; Fungi; Ascomycota; Sordariomycetes; Hypocreales; Nectriaceae
Product: mitochondrial 54S ribosomal protein RML2
Exons: 4
Coding region: 1-1023 (340 amino acids)
Biological process (GO): cytoplasmic translation
Cellular component (GO): large ribosomal subunit; ribosome
Molecular function (GO): structural constituent of ribosome; RNA binding; transferase activity
Source: RefSeq, a predicted model, not a curated record